GGGGGUACCAUAAACUAGGGAAAUAACAUUCAACAGCCAGAGGAUGAGUCCUUAAACGCACCACCAAAGAACGAAAUCCAGUAAAAGGUGACUGAUUGUAUUUCCUGGCUCAGCAGUUUAAGGAGGAGGAGUAAUAUGGACCUGAAAAGUGAGACAGUCUUGCUGGACUCGGAGAGAAGUAUUCCCACCGUACAAACACCGAGGACAAGGCAUGACGCAGGUGCUUGCCGGAAAGUUUGGAUGAACCGCGCAGCAGCAAAACUCUGCUGAAGAGGCGACAGAGGAGGAUCUCAACACGGACUGGACCACGGUGCGAUGGAAACCGGUGACAGAAGAACCGCUGGUGCUUACUUCACCUUCUGAUCAAAUGAGUAGUUUUUAAAUGCUGCGCAGGAAGGAUGAAGCACUUUUUACUUCGCUGUUUUCUACUGUGGGCGACGCUGCAGCGGCGCAACACGCAGGGUGCUCUACCUGCCACAGAGUUAAACUGCUGUGAAGGGGAUAUCCUCCUCCUGCUGGACUCCUCAGGAAGCUUGUCAAACUACGAGUUCUCAAGGCUGUUGCUCUUCUCCGGCGAGCUGCUUCGCCCCUUCUCACUGGGCCCGGGGCACGUAAGAGUCGGGCUGCUGCAGGUGGGUACAAACCCGAUCCUGGAGUUUGGCCUGGACGUCCACAACAAUCAGGAGAGUCUGCAGAAAGCGCUGCAGGGUAUCCGCCACCUGCAGGGGGACACCAACACUGAGGCGGCGCUCAGGGUGGCCCAGCGGCUUCUGACAGAGAUGGAGGAGAAGGUGCCGAAGAUCCUGCUGUGGCUGACUGAUGGCGUGCAGCCUGGGGACGUGGACGAGCCGAUGUCCGAGCUGAAGGCGCAGGGAGUUUCUGUGCUGGCCGUGUCUACGGUACAUGGCAACUACCAGGUGUUACAACGGGCCGUGACACCACCUCUGGAGUCUCACCUCUACGCUGUGGACAUAGAUAACAUUGACAUCAUCACAGAGGACCUGAGGGACGCCAUCAUUGAAAUCAUUCGUGCAGAACGGCUGCGUGUGGUUCACUUGACUUCCCACAGUGCCGUGCUGCAGUGGCGUCCUGUUCUGGGUGCAGGCAGCAGUUACUAUGAACUCCAGUAUCACUCUGUGAAGAAACUGGACCCUGAGACCAGACGCAUUCUCCCAGGCGACUCCAGCUGGGUAGAGCUGACCAACCUGCACCCCGAUACCUCCUACACAGCGUAUCUCCACCCACAGUCCAACCAGCAGCUGUUCAACACACUCUCUGUGGACUUCACCACACUUCCUGAUAUUUUAAGCCCGGCCGUGGUGUCCGUGUCAGACUCUGGCCCUCGUCAGAUCCGUGUGAGCUGGGGGCCUCUGCAGCCGCAUCGAGUCCAGAGAUUCUCGGUGGAGUAUGGAGCGAUCCCGAGCGGGCACGUCCGCACCGUGACGUUACGCAACCAGCAGAACUCCACCUUACUUACCGGUCUGGAGCCAGGCACUCAAUACCUGGUCACAGUCAGCGCUCUGCAUGUGAAUGGAAAAGAAAGAGCCAUGUCUGUGAGGGCGUGCACUCAAGAGGCAGCUCUGCCCGCCCUGGCCGACCUUCAGCUGAUCCCGGUGCAGCGUCAGGAGGUGCAGGUGGCGUGGCAGGCCCGUCAGGAAGGCCUGAGAGGCUACUGGCUGAGCUGGGAGAGAGAGGGUUCACUCCGCUCCUCCUGGAAGCCCUCCACCUCUUCGGUCUACCUGCCUCCCACCUCUAUUUCAACGCGGCUAACACGCCUCGCGCCAGGCAGUCGAGUGUGCGUGUCCCCCGUCUACAGCUCUGGCCGGGGAGACGGGAUAUGCUGCACUACAGAGAGAGACACAGAAGCCAACCAGUGGGGUUAACAACCAAACCAAUCAAGCAGCUGGAGCAAAACAAUUAGUGAAAUGGAGCAUUUGAACUGCUGGGUGCACUAGAUACUCCUGUAUAGGACUGAAUAUUAAUUCUCAGUUCUUAAAUGACAGAAAAGCCUCUAUCACAUAGCCCCAGCCCUCUGUCCUCACAAUGGUUCAACAAAUCUGGUGUAAUUAUAAUCUAUUUGUCCUGAAAAUGAAAAUAUCCACCAAAUUUGCAGGAAAGCCGUCCUACACAGCAUCUCGGAUGUGUUCGAACAUAUCAGAGUUGGUCAGAGUGUGCAGGUAAAGCUGCCGCCAUGGUUUGUGCAAGGAACCAUUGUUAUAGACAAUUGUUAUUUAUUAUUGUGAUUUACCGUCUGUUAUCAUAACAGGAUCAGCUGUCUCUUAAAGUGUACUGUUACAUAAUCACAGGUGUGUUUACUAGAAAAUGUAUGAAAUGAUCUCUUCUCCUUGCACACAUAUUUAAAGAUCUUAACACGUUAAGAGGUGUCCUGCCCUGUGUCCCCCUGAUUUCAGAUCAAAAUCCAAAUUUCUGGCAUCACCUUUCACUAGUUUUAAAUCUUCAUAGCUGUAAAUCACAUAUUUUCUGGCUCAUCUGAGAAGUGAAACAGGAUGAGAUAAGCUUGAGAACACUACAGAUAAGUCUUUGAGGUACAAUAAACCACACAACAUCUCCAUUAUAAAUUGCAGAGGUACAAGAAGAAAUAUAUAGGUGUUUUGAUGAACUGUGACCUGAGAAGCUGAACUACAGUAGCCAGGAUUGCAUUUGUUUUUCACUUCAUGAUUUAUUUUAAAUGGCCAAGGGCACAGAAGGCAGAGUGGUUCGAUCCCCACCUUCUCUUGUCCACAUGUCCAAGUGUCCUUUGGGUGAGACACUGACUGCCAGUUUGCUCCAAAUCCACAAGCCAGUGAAAUGAAUUGCUGGUUCCAGGCCUGGAUAAAUUGGGAGGGUUGCAUCAGGAAGGGUAUCUACCGUAAAAAAAACAAACAAAAAACUAAUGCCAGAUGAAAUAUGGUGAUCUUCCAUGAAGGGAUUGCCAGCAGGAUGGAGAGAGAUGAGCCACUGUGGUGCAGCUGUAGAGGCUAGAGGAAGAAGGUUCAUUUAGAGGCAGAAUAAAAGGUGAUGAGAUGUGAUCAUCAGUAAUCAUCUUGAGCAUCAAUUACUUCUACCUAUCAGAGCCUGGCAUCAGUCUGAGGCUGAAGAAACUUUGGAUGCCAAGUUAGAGGACCAUGACCUUGUCUGUUAACGUUAUUUUAGAUUUGCACGACGCUUGACACUGAUUCAUCAUUCACAUUUUCCUUUUACAGGAAGUGUGUGUAUUUAAGAAAAUUAUCCAAAUGUAUUGCUAUAACAGAGUUGUGUUGCACAGCGGUGGAAGUACAAAGAUAUUUUUCCAAAAUCCAUUUUGUGGCUGCAGGCAGCAAAUCAUAGAUGAACUAACUGGCGAACCAAAAACAAUGCAGUAUUAAUGUCUGAUGGCAUUAAUCAUUUUUAUCUAUCUAUGAUGACCAAAGUUCUACUUUUUAUGUAACAGUUGCGGCCUUUUCUGGAUUAUUCAUAAUAUUGAAAGUAUCAAACUUUUUGAUUUUGAAGCUUAUCAUAAACAAGUUAGAAAAAGAUGAAUCUUUUUUGUCAUGAGAAGACAGAGUUCAUACAUUUCUCUGGAUCACAGACAUUCACAGUCUGGUUUGUGGUCAAUGAUAAAAACACAGAGAGGAUGUUUGUAAAGCAUAAAGAUGAUUGCUGUAUUUUACAUUAUCGUCUCUUCAGAUAAAAUAAAUUCAGCCUCCUGAUUCUGUACAGCUCUCUUAAGUAUUCGAUCAAUAUAUUGAAUAUGUACUGUGAAUGAAUAUAUAUAUAUAUAUAUAUACACACAAGUACAUAAAUUUAAAUGUACUUGUUUUGUAUUUAUGUGCUACUGAAUUUACUGCCAGGCUUGUCUGGUACAGUGUUUCUCUGGACGAAUGAAAGGACAAGAGAAAGAAGAUUUCUAUAAAAGAUGUUUUGCACAGUGUCUAUAAGAAUCAGUUUCUUUCUUUUUUUUUUUUUUUUACAUUGUAAAAAAAACAUUGAAGAUGUGUCCUGCUCCCUGGUACUCAUUUAUUUGGUUGUUCGUGGGGCCAUCUAGUGGUUGUUGGCUAUAAUCAGAUAUUGCAAUCUGAGAAAAUGGUAAACUUGGUGCCAUAUUUUCACGAGACAUAAGAGACAAAGAUCAUGCACCAUUAAAUUUUAUUACUUUAAAACACCCAAAUCCAUUAAUGAAGCAUUCUCCCAAUAGAAAGGGAUGUAAUGCUGUUAAAUGGAACAAUAAAACGCUGUUUUACUGCCUCAGAUAGAAGAUAAAGGAAAGGACUAAGAGGUAGUAGUCAGUUGAAAGUGUAUUACUUUUGAUAAAAUCUUAAAAUUGCUGGCAGUUACUGCGAAUAAAUAAAAGGACCUACUGAUGCC
This is a messenger RNA of Acanthopagrus latus (yellowfin seabream), 4344 nucleotides long. RefSeq names its product von Willebrand factor A domain-containing protein 1-like. The record is from RefSeq and is a predicted model, not a curated record. NCBI's taxonomy places the organism in Eukaryota, Metazoa, Chordata, Actinopteri, Spariformes, Sparidae. The coding region runs from base 399 to 1883 and encodes 494 amino acids. The transcript has 6 exons. Gene Ontology annotation, molecular function: protein binding.